This is a messenger RNA of Drosophila miranda, 2823 nucleotides long. Its product is annotated as E3 ubiquitin-protein ligase MYLIP. Gene Ontology annotation, molecular function: ubiquitin-protein transferase activity. Gene Ontology annotation, biological process: ubiquitin-dependent protein catabolic process. NCBI's taxonomy places the organism in Eukaryota, Metazoa, Arthropoda, Insecta, Diptera, Drosophilidae. The record is from RefSeq and is a predicted model, not a curated record. The transcript has 4 exons. Gene Ontology annotation, cellular component: cytoskeleton. Bases 652 to 2712 code for a protein of 686 amino acids.
CGCCCGUUAUUUGAGCCAAGCGGUUCUGCGUUAAAAGAUUUUCUUGAUACUAUUAUUCGAACGUGAAUAAGCGGAAGGUUCCGCAGUCGCAGUUGCAACUAUCUAUCGUGAAAUAUAUUUUGUGCGUAAAAAUAAGGAAAACACACGCUAUAAAAAACCUGAGCAACAACAAUCAAACAUUUAUAUGUAGCAGCAAAGAGCUAAAAAGUGAAAUUUGUGCGUGCGUUUCAGCCGCUAAAAUGUGAACAAAAUACCAGUGCGAAAUUGUUGAAAAUUUAACAGAAUAACACCCGUACAAAGGGAACGAAUCCCAAGAUAUUCCGGGCAUUGAAACUGAACCAAAUACCCAAGUCUAAUUGGAUUUGGUACGCAAAUUGCAAAAAAUAUCCAACGGCAGCAAAAGCACAAAAGCAACAAAGCAACCUGUAGCUUUGGCUCUAGCUCUGGCUUUGAUUUUGGCUUUGGCUUUUGGCUUUUGGCUUUUGUGUAAGCUGCGAGCAGCGUUAGGCGGAAGCCAAUUGAACCCGAACAAAUGCAAUUGUUUCAAAUAUAAAGCUGCAGGCACUUACCAACGUUGAGCCGCGCUUCUACCUGUUCAACAACUAAUCAACGAUUAAACAACAACAAAACCACGCAGCAACCAGCAACAAAAUGUGGUGCAUUGUUAACUUGCCAAACGGCACACAACAGGCCGUCAAAUGGGAUCCGAAAGCCAAUGGACAGGAGUGUCUAGAGAAGGUCUGUCGCGCCCUGAACAUCAUCUGUGAGAUGGAAUACUUUGGCCUGGAGCACUGGACACCCAACCAGAAGGAGACGCAGACGCGUCAGUGGAUCAAUCUGAGGAAUCGGCUGUCCUGCGACAGCGGCAGCAGCGGCAGUGGCAUCCAACUGAUGCUGGCCCUGCGCGUCAAGUUCUGGGUGCCCGUGCACUUCAUCCUGCAGGAGAGUGUGCGCAAUCUGUUCUACAUGCAGGCCCGCCGGGACCUGAUGGAGGGCCGGCUCUCGGCCAGCGACUGGAGCAAUGCGGCCAAGCUGGCGGCUCUGCUCUGCCAGGCCGAUGGCCUGCGCUUCAACGAGGCGGCCCUGAGGGCCGACUGCCCCAUGAGGAUGCGCCGGGAGCUGGCCCAACAGCAGCUGCAGCAGCAGCAGGCCCAGCAGCAGCGUCUGGAGCAGCAGCGCAAGGAGAAGGAGCACGUGCUGAGCUUCAAGAAGCGACGCCUGUCCAAGCAGAAGUCCAUGGAGCACAUCGAGAACUGUGCCCUGCCGCUGGCCGGGACCAGCUGCAGCCUGCAGCCAUCGCCCUCGGCCUCUGUCUCCGCCUCAGCCUGCACCUCCACCUCCGCCUCCGCCACCACAUCCCACACCUGCUCCCACACCCACUCGAACUCCAGCUCGAGCAGCCCCAGCAACAGCAGCAGCCAGACGGGGCUGGACGAGCGCCUGGCCAGCAAUCCGCUGCGCAUGUACGAGGAGUACGUGUUCCUGCCCAGCCCCGAGAGCGAGGCCGAUGCCAAUGCCUCCGCGGCAGAGCCACCUUCGGACUACCUCAGACAGAUCGCCACCGAGCACGGAAAGCUGGCCAAGCUGCAGAUGAGCCCCAAGUCGGCCAAGUACUGGCUGCUGCAGUCCAUCCAGGACCUGGCCGGCUAUGGCGAGGAGCUCUUCAGCGGCGUCACCACCAACGAGAGCGCCACUCGGUGCGACAUUGCCGUGGGCGCCCAUGGCAUCACCGUCUGCCGUGGGGGUGAGAAACAAAGCAUCACCUUUGGCGCGAUUGCCGCUGCCAAGUCGCUGAGGCGCACCUUCAAGCUGGAGUACGUGGACGAUCACAACGAUCGCAAGGAGCUCGAAAUCAAGCUGCCCAAGCAGCCCAUUGCCGCCGGCCUCUACCGCUCCAUUACCGAGCGGCACGCCUUCUAUGUGUGCGACAAGGUGCGGGGCGUUGUGACCAAUCAGUUUACCCGGGAUCUCAAGGGCACCAUUGCCUCCAUGUUCAAGGAGGACACGGAGCUGGGCAAGCGCUAUGUGUUCGACAUCCAGCACACGUGCCGGGAGGUGCACGAUCAGGCCCGGAGGAUUCUGCACGAGCGCGGCGGCGAUGCGGCUGUCCAGGCCGGGGCUGAUGGCUGUGCGGCUGCUGCUGCCGUUGCUGUUGCUGGUGGUGUCGCCUCCGAAGCAUUUGGGGCUGGGGCCGGCCCCAGUUCAGGUGCUGGUGGUGGCUCCAUGGCCGGCAAGAUAGAUUUGGCCAUACGCGAGAAGGAGGCGCGUGAGGCGGCGAUUGAGCGCUGCGUGGACACGCGCAUAUCCGAGGCCAUGCAAUGCAAGAUCUGCAUGGAUCGCGCCAUCAACACAGUGUUCAAUCCGUGCUGUCACGUGAUUGCCUGUGCCCAGUGUGCCGCCAGGUGCAGCAACUGUCCGAAUUGCCGGGUGAAGAUCACCAGCGUGGUCAAAAUCUAUCUGCCUCCGGAGCUGCGCACCAGCCAGUCGGAGAGCGGCGGCGGCAGCGGUGGUGGCAGCAGCAGCAGCACCAGCCACAUCCACAUCCACAGCGAUGGGCCCAACGACACGGAGCUGCAGCUGGACGAGAUCUCAACGGCGGCAGUGACAGCUGAGGCAACUGCUGGAGGAGCAGUGGGAGCAGGAGCAGGAGCAGGAGCUGGAGCUACAGCCGAGCCUGGUGGCGGCCAGGCCAAGGUCACGACGGCCGCCUAGAAUUGGCUGUGCUCGCUGCUGUUCCGGCUGAUGGAAUGGGUGUGCGUGCCGAUUGUCUGAGAAUCAUCCGAAAACCAUCCACUAUGACCAUAAUCUAGAGGGAACAACAAA